This is a messenger RNA of Mesorhabditis spiculigera, 1659 nucleotides long. The record is from the annotation of a GenBank genome assembly. Lineage: Eukaryota; Metazoa; Nematoda; Chromadorea; Rhabditida; Rhabditidae.
AUGUCCGUAGAAGCCGUGGACAGCGUUGGGGCGGCAUGCAAGCUCUACGACAUCCCCGAGGCCGCCGCCAAUGUAGCACAAAAUUCCAAGAAGCUCCCUGCUUCCCCCUUCGACGAGAACGCGGAUCGGGGCUUUCUAGGCCACAUCUAUCAACGAUGGCAGGACCAUUUGCUGCUCAAGCGCAUCUCAAACUUCGAGACCAUCGAGCUGAAGACGUUUGUCGGGCAGAAGCUCUUUAAAAUUGACGGCAUCCUUUGCGAUGAGCGUUCUAGAACAGCCCUUUUGGAGAAGUUGCUGCUCGACCCCGGGAUUCUCAGUUGUGACCUUCAGCGCGAGGAAAUGGUGAAAAAGCAUGGUGAACGUAUGGUUUCCUGGUUACAAGAUCGCCUUCUCGCCUCUCUGGGCAACUGGGAUGAACUGUUGAACAUGGCGGCCGAAGAUUUUCAAGAGUUCCGCUUGCGUGACCCGUUAUGCAACUGGUAUCGCAGUUCCCCGGAAACCACCCUGCUGACCGUUCAACGGAUCCAGACGCUCUCGGAGAGGAUCUAUGAAAAGGUGCGCUGGAGUCUUCUAAUUGAACCCGGAAAGCUAACGUGCCAUCUGAUGGACUUCAUCUCGGAAUUCAACCGCCUGGACACCUUCUUCGCUAACAAUGAGCUGACGCCAGAAGAGGCCGACCAGUCGGCCUUCAACCAAAACCAUUUGACGAAGGCCAGAAGUUCUUUGGUUCCUUGCUCGGAGAUGAGCCGCGUCCGGCUGCGCCCUCUUCUCGAUCAAAACGGCGAGAUCUGUUGGGAAGACCCGCGAUUCCGGCGAAGCCGUAUUGUGCAGCAACUCUUCAACAGUGACCAAGUUCCUGAAGUGGCCAGCGAUGAUCGCUCUUAUGGCACCACCGACUUUAUCCAUGCGAACUACGUCCGCGGUGGACCGCUGCGCAACACCUUCAUCUGCACGCAAGCUCCCUUAGCCGCCACCCAGGAGGACUUUUGGCGCAUGGUUUAUCAGGAGAAAAGUGCCCUGAUAUUCAUGUUGUGUGCUGCGGUCGAGGAAUCAUCGCUGGGCCGGAUGGCAAAUGGAAGGGAAUUCUGCCCCUAUUACUGGCCCCGCUUCGAGAAUCAAGAGCUGAUGUUCGGGAAUCUGAUUGUGCGCAACUGCGGCAUCGACAGCGCCAAGGACCCUCUCUUCACAGUGACAUAUCUGGAGGUCUGGCGUGUCGAUGACGCUCGUCGAGAAGAGGUGCUAGCCCUCGAGCAUUGGCAAUGGGACUGGACGACACAAGUUGACACUCAUUGGCCCUUCCGUGUUCUACGACGCUCUCGUACCAGCCCUACCCCGACGAUCGUCCACUGCAUGGACGGAGCUGGCCGGACUGGGGCUUUGAUUACGUUGGAGGUCGUGCUGAUGCACUUGCUUUCUGGUUUUGCCUACGAAGCCAACCCGGUGCUAAUGGCUGCCGUAUUUGUGCGCCUUCAACGACGUGGCUCAAUAGCGACCCCGUUAUUAUACCUUUGGGUAUACCGCUGCUUGCUGCACUGGAUCUCGCCAUUCGUGACUGGAUGGCGUGCCCGACUAUCGCUUGGCCUCGUCUUUCGCUCUACGGGUUUCAUCUCAAAGUACAAUGAUUACUUGCGCGAUCACACUCAUUUGCCUGUGCCUUUU